This is a messenger RNA of Bufo gargarizans (Asiatic toad), 1762 nucleotides long. It is a transcript of the gene RNF166, whose product is annotated as ring finger protein 166. The record is from RefSeq and is a predicted model, not a curated record. Gene Ontology annotation, molecular function: ubiquitin protein ligase activity. The coding region runs from base 149 to 880 and encodes 243 amino acids. The transcript has 6 exons. Gene Ontology annotation, biological process: protein polyubiquitination; ubiquitin-dependent protein catabolic process. NCBI's taxonomy places the organism in Eukaryota, Metazoa, Chordata, Amphibia, Anura, Bufonidae.
UACGGCGGUUUAGGGUCUCCGAGGCCGGCAGGGGGUCGCCAUGGUGACGCGUGUCGCGCCGCUGACGUCACAUCGCGGCGCAGAGUGAUGACCAUUAGUGUUUAUGUCCUGCUGAAGCCGCGGAGGUGACGGGGCUUGUGUCGCGGCCAUGGCAAUGUUCCGCAGCCUGGUGUCCUCGUCCUCCCAGCACCGGCAGCAGCAUCAUACCCACCAGAGCCAGUCCUGCCCGUCGUCCGCGGACAGCCUGGAGACGCAGUAUGGCUGCCCCAUCUGCCUGGAGGUGUAUUACAAACCUGUGGCCAUCGGGAGCUGCGGUCACACGUUUUGUGGCGAGUGCCUGCAGCCAUGUCUUCAGGUCCCAUCCCCGCUAUGCCCACUUUGUCGUAUGCCAUUUGACCCAAAGAAGGUGGAGAAGGCCUCCAAUGUAGACAAACAGCUCUCCUCAUAUAAGGCUCCCUGCAGAGGCUGCAGCAAGAAAGUGACUCUUGCAAAGAUGCGAUCCCACAUUUCUUCAUGUGCCAAAGUCCAAGAACAGAUGGCCAACUGUCCAAAGUUUGUUCCUGUAGUCCCAACAUCUCAGCCUAUUCCCAGUAAUAUUCCAAACCGUUCCACCUUUGUGUGUCCAUAUUGUGGAGCCCGAAACCUGGACCAGCAAGAACUUGUGAAACACUGCAUGGAGAACCACAGAAGUGACGCCAACAAAGUGGUUUGCCCUAUUUGUUCAGCAAUGCCCUGGGGGGAUCCCAGCUAUAAGAGUGCCAAUUUUCUUCAGCACCUCCUUCACCGGCAUAAAUUCUCUUAUGACACAUUUGUGGAUUAUAGUAUCGAUGAAGAAGCAGCGUUACAAGCCGCACUCGCUCUGUCGCUGUCAGAGAACUGAAGAUUUCGGUUAGACGCAAGGUUUCCCUUCUCGGUGUUGUCACCCACGACCGAGGCUUGUACAUUCCUUCCAAAACUAGCUAAUCACGUUUCCUUUUCCCCAUGCCUUUUCUCUAGUAGUGUUUUUAUUAGUAAGGUGGAAUCUUUUAGGAAUUGCUAAACUGUUAGGCCGGAUUUGUGUCUCGGUGCAAUCGGACGGGAAAGCGGCGCACGCGGUGCCAACCGGCACAGCUCAUCCAGUUUGGUUUUUUUAAUACUAUUCUUUUGUGAUGCUUUCUACGUGUAAAAAGAAAGUAUUUACAAUGAAUAUUUAAUACACGGGAGAUGAGAGCAAAGGGGGGGGAGGGAAAGUCCUCAACAAAUGACAAAUGAGCAGAAAAGCAGAUUGGACGGGUGUUAGGCCUCAGCAGCCGACUGCCAAGGUUUCUCAAGUCAGAAGGAACCUCCUUUGUGUCGACCAAUGUUCCUUAGGACAUUGCGCAGCCUGGCGUUAAUCCCAGGAGAGGGCAUAGUAGGCAGAAGCCAAGGUUUAGAGAUCGCACUAUACUGGUACAUAAAGGGAAGGUUACAAACUUAACACAGAAAUAAAUAUAAAGACGUGGAGAAAGGAUUAGUUUCAGGAGGAGCCGUCUGUUUGAGUCAAUACUGGAGCCCCUUUUCUUAGAGCCCUAUGUUGGACAGUUCAUCUGUUAUUCCUCCCGGAAAUGUAUGAAUGAAUUGACAACUUGGGAUUCCCUUUGUCAGUGGGUCAACAAGUGCAGAUCGUACCAGUACAACCAGCACUUAGUAUUUUCUAUACCCUAAUCACUACUUUCGAUGGGUCCAAUGGGAGCAGUAAUAGAAAUGUAACCCCAUCAACCAGUAGAAACGGUCACAGGAUUUU